AUGCCAUCUUUUACUUCCAGCCUCCGCUCCUGCUCUUCGUUGAGCGGGCGAUUUCAACUACGCUCCGUGACCAGGACAGGACUCAGACCAUCGUCCAUCCACCGCCACCAAGCUUCCUUAUUCCAUAACACAGCCUCAGUUCGUGCAUUGAAAGAGGGGGACAGACACCGAGAUAAAGAAGAAGUCUCCUCGGAAGUCGAGAAAGAGAAGACUGAACAUCUGUUGAGACAUAAAGAAGGUCAAGGAAAAUGGAACAACAACCUGGCAAGCACCAGUGAAGCCGAUGUCAAAGCAGAUAGAGGAGAGAUAGAUAGCGUGGAAAUCGAGGAGAUGGAGAAAGAAAUUCAUCGUGGAAAAUCGGUGCAUAAAAAGGAGACUGAGAGAGUCAGCAAGUAA
Molecule: messenger RNA, 396 nt
Organism: Arthroderma uncinatum
Lineage: Eukaryota; Fungi; Ascomycota; Eurotiomycetes; Onygenales; Arthrodermataceae
Exons: 3
Coding region: 1-396 (131 amino acids)
Source: RefSeq, a predicted model, not a curated record